Molecule: messenger RNA, 1066 nt
Organism: Cornus florida
Lineage: Eukaryota; Viridiplantae; Streptophyta; Magnoliopsida; Cornales; Cornaceae
Exons: 2
Coding region: 266-649 (127 amino acids)
Source: RefSeq, a predicted model, not a curated record
ACUAUAUUUUAGGGCAAAUCAUUUCAGUCUCCCCAAUCGCCUCCAUCUCUAUUCUCAUUCUCAACUCGGCCCUCUCUCUGUCUCUGCAACUGCAAAGUACAAAAUCUAUAAGAAUCAGAACCCAUAUCGGCAUAUCAGAUAUGAUUUUGAAUAACGACGACGAUGAUGAUUUUGAAUCACCCACAAACCCUCAAGCAUCCCCGGCGAGGUCGCACCACCGAAUCCACAUCGGCCACCCAGAAGUGGGAGUUGUGGCGUAGUGUCGAUGAAGAGAUUGAAAAGUUCUCUUCGUAGGAGGAUAAGCGUGAAGUGGAAAUUUGAAAUCGGCUCCAUCUCUAUUCUAGUUCUCAACUCUGAACUUGCCCUCUCUCUGUCUCUGCAACUGCAAACUACAAAAUCUACAAGAAUCAGAACCUAUAUCGGCAUAUCAUUUCAGAUUGUUCACAAUAUCAAAACGCAUAUCCUUCAGCUUCCGUCGCCCGUUGUUCUAGUUCAAGUUCGCCGUUUGCAAGCUUCAACCUCUGGUCUGCUGUCUCUCAACUCUCAAGCCCUCUCUUUGCAACUGCUAACUUGUACACAACCAGUCUCUGGUAAAGUGAUGCCCUUCUUGCAAGGCCAUGGUGACACAACUUGUAACAGACAACGUUGAAAUUACAUGCUAUGUGAGGGUUAAUAUUAUGUGGACUAGCUCAAUUAAGGAUUAGGCUUUGAUGAUUUUUUUGAGACCUCUUGACGAUGACUUGCUAUGUAAUAGCUCUUGCUUAGUUUGAAUUCACGUGUAUUGAUGGACAACAUUCUUUUAUGAUGUUUGUAUGUAUUUUUGGAGGAAGGAAAAGAUUUAGAAACCCACCCAUUUAUCUUUGGAGUUCCUAUUAAAUCACAUAUCAUAAUUUCUCAUUUUACAUUUUAGUGGUUUGUAACGAGACCAUGGAGGCAAUGCCAUUUAUCUAAGUAUGCAUGCAAGUGUCAUUAUAUUUUGACUUAUUGCAGAUGUAGUAUGUUUUUAUGUUAAUUUGGGUUAUAAAUUUAUAUAUAUUAGUUAGAAGUUAUAUGCAUAAAUCUAGAG